Molecule: messenger RNA, 1470 nt
Organism: Fragaria vesca subsp. vesca
Lineage: Eukaryota; Viridiplantae; Streptophyta; Magnoliopsida; Rosales; Rosaceae
Exons: 4
Coding region: 1-1470 (489 amino acids)
Source: RefSeq, a predicted model, not a curated record
AUGGAGGACCAGGACUCCAACAUCGGGAGCUCGAUCCUGAUGCGAUUCACAGAUUCGACGCGCAUUCACCACCUCGAAAUCCGCAAAAUGAUCGCCGCGACGUCCCAUGGUUUCGUUCCGCGGAGGAUUGCUCCGACCGCCGUGGCCUACUUUGAUGCCACGUGCUCCUCUCUGAACCAGCUCUCCCCCUCCUCUGAAGCUCACGUGAUCGAGGCUGUGGUGACGAUUCUCUCCAUACUCAUCCCGCAAGUCUCCCCGGAAAUUCUCAUCGAGAAGGAGAGUACCAACGAGUCUGUGUCCGCGGCGGUGGCGCGUGUUCUUCAAUUCGAUACUCGGAAUUUGAAUGACGACGCCGCCGUUUUGGGAGUGAAGUGCAUUUCGCAACUGCUGACUGUCAUCCUCACUAACAAUAUGGACUCUGCCUGGUCCCAUGUCUCUUAUUUGUACCAGCUUUUACUGGGUUUCGCAACUACGCGCAUCAGUCAUGUGAGGAAGGCGUCACAUGUUGUGAUUGCCGAGGUAAUGCAAAGUAUGCAAGGCACCGCAGAUAUUGUCCCUGCAAGUGAAGCCCUUGUUAACUUAUGUGUGGUCCUGAUGCCUACCAAGUUCAAGCUAACGAUGCUCAACUACUUCAAGACCAUCUUGGAACUGGCGUUGCAUAGAACCCCAGUUACAGUGCGUAUUGAAUGGAUUUUGGAAAGAUUUUGUCUCCACCCAUCAGCAGCCAAAGGCGUUCCUCCUCACCUUUUGCUUGAUCUGUUAUGCUUGAUUUCAGUUUCUGUCACCAAAAGAGCGGUGUUUGAUCGUGAGGGGGCAACUACGGCUUCUAUACUCAAAAAUGGAGUGUCAACAGUUUACUCCUCCAACAGGGAAAUCUGUGUGAUCAAACUUCCACUUGUGUUCGAUGCACUCAAAGUUUUGAUGAGGAUACCUGCAGAUCAGGUGGAUGACUGGCAUAUAGAAGAGGACAUCUAUGCAGCAGCACAAGCCUUUAAGUAUCUCAUUCAUGCUUGCAUCGAUGAAGGUUUGGUUAAUCAGGGACUUGACCAGAUCAAUACAAUUGCAAACAGCAAGUCUGAGCCUCCUCAGCCGAAGGAGCUAACUGGGCAUGCUCUUGUUUUCAUGAGGGGUACACUGGAGAGCUUGGCAGACAUGCACAAGUUUGCAGAUGAACAAUUCCCUUACAGGAAACAGGCUACACUUCUUCUAGGAAGGCUUGUUGAGGAGAAAUUUGGGGUUGAUGAUGCUAAUAUUAGGGCUGCCCUGACUCGAGAAGAACUCAUGGGACUGCUUGCAGAUUAUAGGGACCUUAAAUCCAAACAAUUGGCACAACUUUCUCAUUUGAAAAGGAAGGGGCCGAGUAUUGAGCAUAUCUCAGGACAUUGUGGUCCAUCGAGUAUAAGGGCUAAGGCGGCUACAGCUAGAGCAAUAUGCAGCACAGUGAAGAUGACAAAGAAGAUUAAGCUCUAA